GGGAGGCUCUUAGACCUCAUAUCCUCUCCCCUCGGCUCUCAGAGGGAUGGUAUUUUUUUCUUCUUCUGAAAAAUUGGUUUUUUUUCGCUGUUGUUGUUAGAUGGAGAUGGAGAUGGAGAUGGAGAUGGAGAUAUGCUCUUGUCUUGGUGAAAGAAGGAUAUUCCUUGAUCUAAACGGUGUAAUUUUGUUCGCGGCAAUACUGUCGCGGUUAGUAUUGCAUCGUUUAGAUGAAGGGUAGUCUUUCUCUGAUCUUCAAAUCUCGCUUGAUACCUAAGCGGCCGGGUUCAGUAUUCGGUUGCUAAGAGGAUGGUAGCCGUAAAUCUGUGUGGCAGGAUGUGACAAUGAUAGAAAUCGGCCUGGAUGUAAUCGACGACAUGGCCGUAUUCAUUGAGAAAUCGCCCUGGUUUUCAGAUUGUUUUUGUCUAUUUUAUCCUUUUAUUAUUCUUAAUUGUACGAUAUAUGUAGAUAUAAUCAAAACAUAUAAAUUUUCACGGGAAAAUGGGAAAAGCACAAUGCAAUAUAAACCCAGGGAAAUCUAAUUAUCGCACAAAACACCGAGCCAUAUGAAUCUGCUUUGGGGUCAUUCGGGUCAUUAGUUUCGGGCUAACGGGUUGGUUGGAUUUAGCCGCUCUUCCUCUGUUUCCCCAAUUAUCAUCUUCUUCACCACUCCCUCUCGUGAUCAUCUUGAAAAAAAUCUUGAAUCGCCAUGGCUAAUCUGCAUUUUUCUGAAGAGUUUUUUUACCAGAAUAAAAAAGCGGGAUACAGGAUACACUUGGACGGAUAAGCCACAUGUGUUACCCCCUGUUUGGAACCAAAGCGACAUUCCUUCGUGCACAUCAUUCUCCAUGUGCGAUGUAAUGAGCUCCUGGUUUGUGAAUAAUGGGUUUCCCCCAGUGACAUUCUCGAGGGCUGAGAUGCACGCCGGUGCGAAUAAAGAUGGUGAGUCGAAUUACAUGAGGUGCGCCGCCUUCGCUGGAGUAUACGGCCUGAGAGAAGAGAUUUUUAAUCCGUACACGGGAAUCAAUCCAACCGCUAACAUAUACCCGCCCGGAACCAUGUUUUAUCUCCGUGAUAUGGUAACCACCAGUUGCCGGAAGGAAAUUCUGCAAAUGAUCAAGAAAGCUCCUGGCGUGGCUACGGUGCCCAUGUACAAGCGAUUCCGUCUUGCGGGUCGGCCAGGUGGCCCUGACCCGACAAAGAUUUAUGAACCGUCAGAGGGGGAUAUUGAGAAUUUUCUCUCCCUCCCACGAGAUAAAAGACGAUAUCAUUCUGUAGUGGUGGUUGGGUAUGGAUUUGAAAUCAGUUUUUUCCCUGAUGGGCAGCUAUGCGUUAAACCAUAUUAUCUUGUGAAAAAUCAUUGGUCGGACGACUGGGGUUACUUCGGUUAUCUCAAAGUUACCAUGAGUUUUCUUGAGCGUUCUUUUCGCGGCAGGCUUCGUUUGUUUUUCCCUCUUGAAGUAGGGUUAGAGAAAUCACCAAAUGCUGAUGCUUGGUUGGAAACAGCUUCUACUUGGGAAUCAAAUUACGAUGAAUUUAAAUCACAACCUUCUGAUUCUGACUUGGAGAUUUGGAGGUCUUCCAAGGCUUCCACAUCAACGGAUCCUACUUCUACCUCCUCCUUUCAACCUACAUGCGGCCUGGAAGCGGGAAUAUCUCAGGAUGAAAUGAAUGGUUACAUACACUACAAUGGGCAAUGUUAUCAACAGCAGGGAGCAGACAAUGGACAUGCUCACUCUAAUGGCCGAAGCGAGGGUUACAAUCGACACCCUAGAAGGGCUAAUGGUUAUCACAGCCAGAAUACCAUUCACGGGCGGAAUGGUGCUGAUAGCUUGAAGCCAUCUAGGAGAGACCCUAGUGGCACUGAGCAUAAUGGAAGUGAUCAGGGAGAGAGGAAAAUAAGAGGAGGCAGAAGAAUGAGUUCCAGUGAGGAUAAUCGACAUGAAAACAACUUGGUAGAAGGAGAUUCUGGGAGCAGUCAGGGAUUCUGCAACUUGGUAAAAAAUUAAUACAUUUGAAUGUUGACGUACUCAAUGCCAUUGUUAUAGGUUCCAAGUGGAUAAUUUUUUUUAUUAAUCAAACAGGGGUAGGUGUAAUUGGGAAUGUAUUUUUUGGGAUAGGUUCACCUGGGAAACAUUCAAGUCAUGAGAAGUUUAACAGAGCAUACAGAUCGAAUUAGCCCAACUCCAUUCCAACUCCAUUCACUCUCACUUUCUAGAGUAAUCCAGCAAAAAUAGAAUCUUGUUAGCUUGCAAGCUGCAAUCUCUGAAUAUAUUAAUACUCUCUCAUUUUUUACAGAAUAUAUAUAUAUAUAUGUAUUUCUUCACAAGCAACAGUCGGGUUGGAUCGUAGGGUGUAAUUUAUAGCGCACAGAGAGAAUGAUAGUAUAAACUAUUUCUUUUAGAAAUGUAAAUCGUAGAUUAAUAAAUAG
Molecule: messenger RNA, 2428 nt
Organism: Oldenlandia corymbosa var. corymbosa
Lineage: Eukaryota; Viridiplantae; Streptophyta; Magnoliopsida; Gentianales; Rubiaceae
Source: the annotation of a GenBank genome assembly